This is a messenger RNA of Octopus bimaculoides (California two-spot octopus), 2249 nucleotides long. Its product is annotated as core alpha-(1,3)-fucosyltransferase. Lineage: Eukaryota; Metazoa; Mollusca; Cephalopoda; Octopoda; Octopodidae. Gene Ontology annotation, cellular component: membrane. The record is from RefSeq and is a predicted model, not a curated record. Gene Ontology annotation, molecular function: fucosyltransferase activity.
AUGGUUACCCAGUGAGAGAGGGAGAGAACGAGUUAAUAAGAAAGAAGUCAGACAGUAAACAGAUAUAGAGUGACCUAGCUAGGGAUAAGAGCAAGAGAAGGAGGGAGGGAGGGAGGAGAGAGUGAUAAAAAACUAUGGUAGAUAUUUCAGUUCUAUAUUUAAGAGAUGAGGAAUUAUGUACAUUAUUUUACAUUUGACGGAUAUUGGUCCUCAUCUUGUUUGUUGUUAACACAACGUUUCGGCUGAUACACCCUCCAGCCUUCGUCAGGUGUCUUGGGGAAAUUUCGAACCUGGGUUCUCAUUCCUAACGAUGUUACUAUUAUUAUAUUAUUAUUAUUAUUAUUAUUAUUAUUAUUAUUACUAUUAUUAAUCAGGUCGAUGCCGUGAAUCGAACUCGGAAUCUUGGGGUUAGUAGCCCGCGCUCUUAACCACUACGCCAUAUGCCCGGGCUACUAACCCCAAGAUUAGGCCCCUAUUGGGGGUGGGGGUGUUAAUGUCACCUACCAACUCUCCAUUUCUACUAUCACACCACUUGCUCUCCACAUCCAAUCAUUCUACUUUUGAACUUCUUUGACAACCGUUGGACUUACAACACCUUAUAUCCUCUCCUUGAAUUUUCUCCGCCUUUCUAUUCUGUGUAAACCAUAUCUCUGUAUUUAUAUAUGUAAACUAUACUAUUCAGCACCUGAAAGUCUUUUUUCUCGUUUGGCAGGUAUACAUAUAUACAUAUAUUUUCUUAUCCGAGCUGUUACAUUUAAUUUCUAUAUCACACAAUUAUCUAUCUUUCUAUCUCUCUUUCUCUUUCUUAUUUCUUCUCUCCUUCACAAUCAACAAAUGCAAUGUGUUACAUAAACAGUUGAUUGAAAAUUAUUUGUUUGCAACACACACAAAGCAAAGAAUGAAAAUCUGUGGCCGAAGAUGUUUGGUCUUUGUCUUUUUCAUAACAAUAAUCACAUACAUUUGUUUUCUUCUUCUUCAAUGUAAAUCCAGCGAACAACUAAAUAUAGUUAUUGGGAUACAGCAGCCUGUUUCUUACGUAAGCUAUUCAUCUCUACUUAUACCAGGACAACAAUCUGAUAACGACCGUAUGACAGCUCAACUAAAAUAUGUCUUAUCCGCAAAGCAAAAACGGGGAAAUGAUAAAAGGAAUGUGGCCCCAAAUCAGUCAGAGGCUGCUGACAAAAUUCGACAAAAGUUUAAAACAUUAUUGAUCUACAAUUUAAAGUAUUUGAGACCGUUGAAAGAAAAUCAAGAGAGUUUCUUGGAAUAUGGCUGCCCAGUCAAUGAAUGUCUGGUGACAAACGACAAAGCGAAGCAAAAUAGCGUGGAUGCGAUUUUCUUUUAUGAGACAGUAGGAAUAUCCGAAAAACCGAAACACUCAAAUCAGAUAUGGAUAUAUAUGACCCAGGAAUGUCCUAACUUCAACCCAUCGGUUAAACACUUGGAGAACAGAAUCAAUUGGACGAUUACAUAUCGCCAGGACAGUACCAUUGUAUAUCCUUAUGGGAAAUUUCAAUAUUUCAAAAAGUCAGUAACACAAAAAACACAAUCCAUAAAUUAUGCCAGGGGAAAAACAAAGAAGGUUGCUUGGUUCACUUCCAGUUGUUGUCCUAGCAACGAUCGAAUGGGCUAUGCUAAGGAACUCGGAAAAUAUAUCCAGGUGGAUAUUUAUGGUAAUUGUGGUACAAAAGUUUGUGAAAAAAGGGACAAAUGGAAUUGUUUCCAGAUGUUACAGAAUGAAUAUAAAUUUUACUUGGCAUUUGAAAAUUCCAAUUGUAGAGAUUAUAUUACGGAAAAAUUUUUCAUCAAUGCAUUGCAACACAAUACUAUUCCGAUUGUAAUGGGUGCCCAUCCCGACGACUACCGUGAAGUAGCACCUGAGAAUUCGUACAUUCACUACGAGGAUUUCAAGACAGCCAAAGAAUUAGCAGCUUACCUGCAUAAACUUGAUCAAAACGAUAUUCUUUAUAACGAGUAUUUCAAAUGGAAAGGAACCGGAGAAUUUGUCCAUGUCCAGCUUUGGUGUCAUGUUUGUGCGAUGUUACACCAUGCCUUAUGGGACAAGAAACCAAUCUGGUAUGAAAACUUAGGUGCUUGGUGGGCAGGGAAAGGUAUGUGUAUCGGAAAGGACCGGUGGACAUAAAACAUUGGAUAGUGUGAUAUAAUCUAUGUGAUGUAAUAACUGACCAGUCUCAAAUAUAUUUUGAGAGAGAGACAGAGGGAGAGAGAGAGAGAGAGAGAGAGAGAGA